UUUAACAGGGAAAACAAAUAUUCGCGCCAAAUUUCUUGCCAAUUUUCGAAAGACGUCGACGUCUUCUGGGUGAAAUGAAACGCCCGGGUCAAACGAUUCCCAAAUCGAAUAUAAUUGUUAAAACGAUUACAAAUCGACUGGAAAACAGGAUUCCGCGAUGUGCGACAAACAUUCCCGCUCGGACAAACCACAACGGCCUCCGCGCGGACACCUACACUCGAAAUUCUAAUGCUCAUUCUCGCGCGACGUUAAGAUAAUGCCGCGCACACUUGCGCGGCGCAGCUCUGACAAAUGCAAAUCCAUUACACACGCACGAGAGCGCGCCGAUGUUCAUCAUCGUCGAGCACGUCGCCGUCGCACAAUUAGAAGAUGCAUCACCCCGUCGCCACGAAAAUGGUGGCCGCCGCGUGGGCACUUUUCCGAGCUUUCCCGGCGCUCGAUGACGGCUCGAUAAAAUCACGCGCGCAACGAUUGCGCGUGGAAGUGAUUUCACGGUCGCUGUUAUAUCGCACAGGGUUACUGCGGAGUCCGAGUCGGGGAAACAGACGCGAAUGAAUCGAGAGUGUGCUCCUCGUUCUCUCGAGGCGGGGAAUUCGCGGGUGCGCGCUUCGAUAGACGCAAAACGACCGCGAGCGACACUCGCGCAGCCAUGGCAGUGUAACACGACACUCGUGUUUGCGCGCGCGUGUCGCUUUUGCAAAAGGGCAUAUGUAUACCCUUUGUUGAGCUGCGAAAUAGCUAUUUACCUGCCGUCGUCAAGGUGAGCCGGAAUCGGUCACCGCGCCUUCGCGUAGGUGCCUCACGGAGAGGCCGGGUAACUCGAUAACCCGCAGAUACGCUCGCGCGUUUUCCCGCCGAGAAUACGUGACUCCCGGCAGCUGUGUCGCUGUACGAAAGUUGCAUUCCGCGCGAUUGAAUUUUCAUGAUCGCAGCGUCGCUUCGUGACGAUCCCGAGUAAACACCGCGCAUCGGUCUUCCUGAUGUGAAACGUGACGUACUUAUAAGAGAGAUCGAGCCGCGAUGUGUUGAGCAAAGGCACGCACCGCGCGUCUUUGCGUGUGUGGGUGUGUGUGUGUGUGUGUGUGUGUAAAGUUUUGGUUGAUACUCACAAACCUCGUAUAUUCACGUGGAGAGCGAUUUGAGCUGAGGAUCUCAGCUGUGUUGGUUUCGGCAAUACAGCGAUAACUCGCAUGCUUUUUCGUCUCUGACACUCGUUAAAUAACAAAUCUGACUGUUCAACUUGAACAUUCUAUUGUAUCGCGAUUUUGAUCUGUGGAGAUUAUAUCUCGCGCGGCCCGCGUAUUGCGUCCGGCGAGAGAACUAAAGACCCUAGAUUGAUUUGAGUUUGAGGCACACUCAAAACGCACAGAUAUGCUAUCUUGCAAAUAAAAUAGGAAAAUUGUGAUAUUAAUUCGUGAUAUUAAAUAAAUGUUUUUAUUGAUAUCUUUUGGGCCUUGUUAACGUAAGAUCUCAUCGCAGCGCUUCUACUAUUACAUUACUGUACUAUAGUUUGCUGCUGAACGGUCGAAUUAUCCUUUCUGAUAGCGAGAAGUGAUACGUGCUGUCACAAAUGUUUUCAAGUUUACAGCAGUUUAAAAACAAUGUUAUGGCAGUGUGGUAAACAAAAUCGCUCUUGCAAUCCAUUACUGGAGGAUUGUAACAAUGUUUGAAGUAUUGUUUAAUCUUUGAUAACAACGCACCUGUUGAGUGAUACAAUGAUGUUCGCGUUAUAUCACUUAACUCGGUUUCAUCUCCCAGUUAACCAUGCUGCUGAAGAAAAGUUGGAAAUUGCAUCUAACAUGGCGUAUAAGAGUAUAAAUCUGUCGUCAGCAGUGCAACGAAUGAUCGACGUUACAAGGGCAGCAUUGUCAAACCCGACAACAAUUAUUUGCAGGUUAAAUUACACUUAAUGUGUAAAUACGUAAAUUGUGAAAGUUGCACUAUGUACACUUCUUUAACGCCAUUUCGGCCAAUCCAUCCAAAUUUUUAUACUUAUAUCGAGUCUCAUGGAUCGCGGUACUUUAUACCUUGAUCCAGGGACUUUAGAGAGAACGCAAUUGCAGCUCCAUCUUGUCGAUCGCGCGGAGGAACACGUAUCCGUUCGCCAGAUACUAUACCCAAGCCAGCGUGCAUUAUCUCGCCUCGUUGAUCGAGAAUAGAUGGCGUUAGCCAAUCAUCCCGGUGAAUAACAAUGCUUUCAAAUGAGUCCCGGAUAUUUGACCGACGUAUUCCCUUGGUUUGCGACAAAAAUACGCGAACUUCGAGAUGUGAAAAGAAAAAAUCUCACUUCACAUCGCCAGCAAAAAUUGCCUUGAUUCAAAAAAUUCCACUCUCGAUUUUUAUCCCGUUCCCUUUGCCGGAAACAAGUCGUAUUGCAUAUUACGGAUUUAAUGUUGCUUCCUUGCUCGUCUGUCACAGUGUUUUGAUUUACCAUUCAAACGAUGACGGUAUCACAGUUCGUUUAGAAUGUGCUAACCAGAGAACAAUCUUGAAAGGUACGCGUUGCGCGCGCGCGCGCGAGCUACCAUCUGCCUGGACAGAGAGCGGGUGAGUGAGUCAUUUUCCAUUCUAGUUCCAGUAACGAUCCGCGAUACAAAUGUUUUUUCUCCUCGCGUUCCUCACACGGAGACGAGGAGUCAGUCGGCCACGGCCGACCAAAACCGUACCGUGUGCGCUUUGCCAGAGAACCACUUCUUCCGUACCCCGCAGUCGUUCCCGUUCUGGUAGAAUCGCCGAUUACAUUACUUUGUUCCGCCGUGACGCACUUUACACGCGCAUACCAAACAUCGCAUGCAUUUUACAUCGAAUUGCUCGAUUGAUUCUUCUCUGCUAUCUCUCUCCGUACUAUCUACCUCCAUCCGCUUGACCUCGCUCCAAAGGUCGCUGAAAUGUUUCCAAAGAAAAGCUCUACUAUUGUUUGCUCGCCACUCGAGCGAUUACAAGAGCUGACCCGAGCUCCGAGAGGUCAUCUCGGUAACCCUCUAAGGAUCAGAUAAAAAGUCCAUACGAUACAGAAUACACACAAUGCUCAGCGAAUGCGUGCGAGCGCGCACGCUGCUCCUCGUGAAGAAGAAAACCGCGCGGCGUUUCCUCGGCGAGGAGGUCGCGCCGCGGGUUGCUCCGCUGUGCGUCACACAGCGAGCAUCAUCGUUUGUCACGCUGGCGAACCGGCUCCCAUAUAAUCGCGACGCGCCGUUUCGCACGCGCGACCUGAUUCCGCGGCGCGUCAGGGUCACAUCGAUGUGCUCGCCCUGGCAGUUUUGCGCGACAAACCCAUAAGGUUUGACCUAAUAUGGACACUUCGCCUUUACGAAUGGCACCGGCGCCUGGUGGGGAUCCGCUACCUCGAGAGAACUCCUCUCGAGGUAGCGCGUCUCUCACGUUCCGCGGUACCCCAGUACCUCAUCGGACGUGUGUUACGACGCACACGCGUUCUCACACAGUCAGGAUCUCGCGCGCGCGCGCGCGCGCGCGGGCGCGCGUGCUCCCACCAGCAGCAGCAGCAGCGUGGCAUGCUGUCGUGCAGCAUGCCGGUCGCUCAACGAGCCGCGAAGGAAGACCAAAAUCCCGCGACGUCUUCUGCACUUGGCGAUACAUCGAGGCGAGUGAGCGUCGGGAGUGUCGUCGAGUCGACCGAACACUGAUCAAUUGCGGAAUUGUAACACCUGUGCCGACCUGUGCACCCGUAAGACCCGCGUGAUUCGUCGGACGACUUCAGACACCGGGGACUUCCCGUGAGAGAUCACGGCAAGCAAGCCUACGUCGUCGACGUAAACCCUACGUCCGCUGAGGACGGGAGGAUCUCCCAACGCGAGCGAUCGUCGACUCCGGCUGAAAUAACAACGGCGGAUUCACGUUCGAAGUCGAGCGCGAAUUGGACACGAGGUUCGUUUAGCCAGAGGUAAAAACGAGGACAAUCGCGCGGGAGGCCUCGGGAUAACAUUCCGAAGCCGAAUACCGGUGAUUAUCAUUGCGGUACAACGCAGCGAGCGCUAUCGCAUUACGUUCGAAUGCACGCUUGAUUCAACAUUCGGAUCAACACGAAGUGUCUCUCGUGUGGAGUUGUCGCAGGCUGGUGUGGGAGGCUUCAGCUGAUCAGCACCCUGGUAGCCGUGACAGUCACCGGGCACCGAGAGACAAUCCUACGAACGAAUUCCUAGACAUAGGCUGGCGUCUGGCUGGACGAUUAUGCGGUGUACAAACGAAGCGUCGAAGCCGUGUACCCGCAAGGUCGAAUGCUAGACGCUCCGUCGAGAGAAGGUCCACGAGCCUCCGGCGAGAGAAAGAGAAAGAGAGGGACGGAGGGAGAGGGAGAGGGAGAGGGAGAGGGAGAGCGAGAGUCUCUGAGCGAUCUCGCGGCGCGAGAACGAAUUCUCUCCUCGCGCGUAUCACGACAACAACGCGAUGUCGACAUCGGCGCAUCAGCAGGCGGCCAUACGCCGCCUCGAGGCCCUCUUCAGGGACGUGAAGCUGGAGCAGCUGCAGCACAAUCAUCCCGAGCUGAUCAAGCACGAGAUCAAAAUCGACAAAUGCUGCGAGAUCCACGGCAGACACGCGAAGGAGAACUGCUGGAGUCGCAGAGGUUCCCUCGGUAACGUGCACCAAACCAGGAAAGAUUCCCUCGGGCGCCACCACGAGCCUCACCGCGUCUACAGUGCCACGUCGCCCAACGGAAGAGGCUCCCUGGGCCCGUCAUCCUCGAGGAAAGAGCUGCACCCUUCGACCUUCCCCAGCACCCUGCGGAAGAAUCCUUUGGGCUCGUCCAUGAGCGCCAUCAAUCACACCAAGAGGGGAGACACGUUCCCCAACACCAUCGGCGGAUCGGCCCUGCGAAGAGACCCCAUCGGUCGCUCGAUGGGUUGCCUGAGGAAAGACACCAUGUCGAAUUACAACUCCCCGCUGAGGCGGGAUUACGUGGCAAAGUCGAUGACGAAUCUCCAGCGACCGGCGACGACGAGGCGCGAUGCCGCUCCGAAUUUGGCAAGCUUGUUCACCAGCCCCGCAGACGCCAGCCGGGCGAGUCUGAGGGCCGGCCUGAGCUCGUCGAAGCCCGGCGAGCUCAAGGCGCGCAGCUGCUCCAACGGGAACCUGAAGAGCUGCCUCGCCGGCUCCAGCGGCAACCUGCGCGGCAAUCUGAACGUGACCUUGAGCGGCGGGCCAACAUCGGCGAGCGCGAUCAUGAAGAAGGACUGCAAAUCCGCGAUUCCUCCCGCCGGUAGGAAGGGCUCGGCGUACGACCGGCGGAGACUCUCCACGGAUUCCCUGGAGAAUCUGAAGAGAAACUCAUGGGAUCCGGAUCGAAGGGGCUCCUCCGGCUCCUCGGGCGGAUGGGACGAUCCGAUCUGGGAGGAAGGAAGCUUCGACAACGGAGCCGAUCAGAAACGGGAUAAUCCUCACUCGGCGCAAACGAACGGAAGAGAAUGAAGAUGAGAGAUAGAAACAGCGGAAUGAAAAAAAAAA
Messenger RNA from Harpegnathos saltator (Jerdon's jumping ant), 5460 nucleotides. RefSeq lists its product as uncharacterized. The record is from RefSeq and is a predicted model, not a curated record. The transcript is spliced from 2 exons. Bases 4405 to 5424 code for a protein of 339 amino acids. Lineage: Eukaryota; Metazoa; Arthropoda; Insecta; Hymenoptera; Formicidae.